AUGGUGGAAAACAUUGAAAAGCAACAAGUUGAAAGAUUGAAAAUUCAUGAUGAUAAAUUUGAAUAUGAGGUUAAAAAGCUUUGUGAUGUUGCGAAAGAGCGUCAUGAAAUUUUAGUUGAGCAAGUGAAGGCGAUAAAAGAGUCUCUUGAUCUCAAGAUGACUAAUCUUAAAGCGGAGAUAGCAAAAGAAGUUGAGAAGUUAGAGAAAUUGGAUGCGAAGACAGAAUCAUAUUCCAAAGUCUUUGAGAAAUUCGAGGAAUUUUUAAGCAACAUCAAGGAAACCAUCUCGCAAGCUGCUCUUUCAAACCAAUCAUCUGUUUCCCAAGAAGCAAUCACUCAGAUGAUUUCAUCUAUUGAAGCAAAUCUCAAAAAGGAACUAGCUCCCCUCCUUGAGGUGGUUCUUCUUCCACCAACGAAUGCUCCACCAACGAAGCAAGUGUCGCAAGGGGGAGAAAAAGGAUGCGGAGAUGUUGGAUCUUCAAAAGAUUUGAUAAGGGUGCAGUUGUUGGAAGGGUGA
This is a messenger RNA of Lactuca saligna, 516 nucleotides long. The record is from the annotation of a GenBank genome assembly. NCBI's taxonomy places the organism in Eukaryota, Viridiplantae, Streptophyta, Magnoliopsida, Asterales, Asteraceae.